AUGGACAACGCCGACGUCGAAGCCACCAAGAUGUACAUCACGUACAACAACAUCCACCAGUUAUGUCAGGAGACUUCCGAAAAGAUCAAGCAGUUCAAGCCUGACUUGAUCAUCGCAAUCGGCGGCGGUGGGUUCAUUCCAGCUCGUAUGUUGAGAACUUUCUUGAAAGAGCCAGGCCAGCCAAACAUAAGAAUCAUGGCUAUCAUUUUGUCUCUCUAUGAGGACAUCGACACUGUUGGCUCCCAGGCCGAGAAAGUCGGUACUCAAGUUGUGAGAACCCAGUGGAUCGACUACGCCCAGUCAAAGGUCGACUUGGUCAACAAAAACAUCUUGAUCAUUGAUGAGGUUGACGACACUAGAACUACCUUACACUAUGCUGUGUCUGAGUUGAAGAAGGACGUGGCGGAACAGGCAAAGGUCAAGGGUGCCAACCCAGAAGACACCAAGUUUGGUAUCUUUGUUCUUCACGACAAGGACAAAAAGAAGAAGGCCGAUUUACCCGAUGAUAUCAUGAAGACAGGAAACUACUUUGCCGCCAGAACUGUCCCGGAUGUCUGGAUCGCAUACCCAUGGGAGUCUGAUGACAUUGUUUACCACACCAAGAGAGCUGUGGAGCAAGGCAACGACGUCUUCCUUCCUUCUACCACAGAGUAG
This is a messenger RNA of Candidozyma auris, 654 nucleotides long. It is a transcript of the gene HPT1, whose product is annotated as hypoxanthine phosphoribosyltransferase. Lineage: Eukaryota; Fungi; Ascomycota; Pichiomycetes; Serinales; Metschnikowiaceae. The record is from RefSeq and is a predicted model, not a curated record. The coding region runs from base 1 to 654 and encodes 217 amino acids. Gene Ontology annotation, cellular component: cytoplasm. Gene Ontology annotation, biological process: IMP salvage; GMP salvage; XMP salvage. The transcript has a single exon. Gene Ontology annotation, molecular function: hypoxanthine phosphoribosyltransferase activity.